Molecule: messenger RNA, 480 nt
Organism: Pestalotiopsis fici W106-1
Lineage: Eukaryota; Fungi; Ascomycota; Sordariomycetes; Amphisphaeriales; Sporocadaceae
Exons: 2
Coding region: 1-480 (159 amino acids)
Source: RefSeq, a predicted model, not a curated record
AUGGCAACACCCUCCACGCUUGAACCAAUUCCCGUCCUGCUCUGCGGCAAGUUCCCGAGCCACACUAAAGCCACGAGCGAGAUUUUGCAGCCAGAAUUUAAAGUAAUUAAAAUCUGCACCAACCCAUCAGAAGCCGCAACGGCAGUGAAAGCCCUCUUUUCAAGCAGCGGCAGCAGCAAUGGCAACAACAACAGCAACAGCAAGCCUAUCCUUGACGGCAUCGAAUACGACCGGCCUCGCGUCGUGAUCAUGGGCGGCGGCUACUCCCACGCCGAUUUUGCCGCCAUUCAUAAUGUUGUCGACGGCGCUCGGUCCGUUCCCUGGGUCCGGCCGUUGGGAACCAAGCCGGAUGGGCCCGAGAGGCUUCCCGCGCAGCCGCCCUCGGCCGGGGAGAUUGCUGGUCGGGUGAGGAGGGUGCUAGACGAGCACCUGGGGGAGCUGCGGGAGGGGGGCGGUGCUGGGCAGAUUUGGUGGAUGUGA